AUGAGGGAGGAAUACAACUAUGAUAGUUAUAGGUAUAGACAGGGUUUAGUCAAGAAAGAAGAACCGAGAUAUGAUAAGUUUGGGAGGAUUGAGGGUUCAAGAAAGGAAAACGAAUUGAACAGACGAGAGGGAGCAGUGUUGAAGUCUAAAGGAGUUCCUAAGCUUGCGCUGGAUUCUAUAGAUUCAAAAGGAAAAUGGAAACAAAUAACAUCCAGUACAUUCUAUGGUGACUCAGGGCCGUUGCUUUCAAAGUUACAUUCAGUUCCAGAUGAAUUACAGAGGCAUUUUGAGAUUUAUGACGGAAUAGAAGGAGUAUUAGGAAGAGGGGCAUAUUCUAGUGUAUUUAAGAUUAGAAGUAAGAGAAGUGGAAACAUAUAUGCAUUAAAAGUGAUGAGUGUAGAACAUUUUACCUGUAGGGGACUAACAGGACAAUUAAGAAGGGAAAUCCAACUUCAAUCUCAGUGUUUUCAUCCCAAUAUAGUUCAGUUAUAUAAGUGUUUGGAACAAAAUGGAUAUGUGUUUAUGAUUUUGGAGUAUGUAGAUACCAAUUUAUUUAAUAUUAUUCAUAGAAAAAAGAAGAACCGUGUAAUUAGGGCAGGAGCAAGACGAAACAGAUACAUUCCAAGUGACGAGAGUUACGAUAUUAAAGAAGAAGACUCGAUACUGUUUACAAGAAAUGAAGUGGUGAGCUAUUUAACCCAAAUAUUGAAAGCUAUCAAUUACCUUCAUGAGAUGAAUAUAAUACAUAGAGAUGUUAAGCCUGAGAAUAUUUUGAUUUCUUGUGAUGGAAGAGUUAAGCUUGGAGAUUUUGGAUGGUGUGGAGAUCUAUGUAGGAGAUGUACUUCAAUGGCAGGGACCUUCUGUUAUAUGGCUCCAGAAAUCCUUAAAGGUGAGAGACAAACGUCAAAGGUGGAUUCCUGGAGCGUUGGAAUCUUGAUUUAUGAGCUUUAUAUGGGAAAUGUACCUUUUGUCCCUAUUAACUCAUCUAUGGAAUGCGAUGGAAGUACCUCACAGGUGAUUUCAAUGUUGAACUCAAUCAGAGAAAUUUCCAAGGAGGCAAAGCCUAGUCGCUUUCCUUCGGAUGCUUGGCAUCUUUGUUGUUGGCUUUUAAGAAAAAACUCCACUGAAAGAGCCUCUCCAAUCCAAGCUCUUAACCAUCCUUUCUUGGCUGAUGCCAAUCUUACCCCUCCAACUCCCAUUACUCCUUUCAGAAGGCAUGAUCUCCAGCUAAAAUCCACUCCUAGGACUGCAAAACAAGAGAUAUCUUCUCCCAAAAUACAGAGUUCCCUAACAUUUACUGCUCUUCCUCUUGUUGCAGUUCCUACCCCCAGGAAAGCUUCUGAGAAGGAGAAGUCAAAGCCAGAAACUCAAAUUAAAAGAAUGGUAACUGAGAUACCAACUAAUUUAUACUACAACUAUGGCUCCGAAAAAAGUCCUGUUCUUCACGCCAACAAUAUCUCUCAGAAGACUAUUUUUAACAGACCUGGAGAAAUAGGAGUCGGCUUUGUACCAGGCAUGGCUGGAGUCGGACCUGGAAUGCCAGAGGGAGUUGGAACUAAAGCUGUUUCUGUUCAAUCUGAACGUUUUAAGCAGCAAAACCUCGGUUUGGAAACGAGUUACUAUCAUUAUCAGCCCCAUGUGUCAAACCUAAAUAGGGUAGAAGUUCCUUUAAGGAGAGAUCUUUCCGUAAUCAGACAGCCCCCACCUAGAGACAACUUUGAACCAAAGUACUUGCAAAAAAUCACUCAACAAAAUCCCAUUGAAAAUAACCCUAAAAGUCAUCAUAAAACAAAUCUACAGAUUCCCUUUAACCCUAAAUUUGAAAGAAAUCAACCAUACGGAAAAAUAACUCAGCCUCAAGGAUUUGUUUCUUCCCAGGAUAUAUACAUACCUCCAGUUAUACAAAUGGGAGGAGUAUUUCCCCGAGAUCAAAAUAACAAAUCCAUGUUCAAAAGGGAAAAUACACCCAAUAGGUAUGUCAGCCAGCCUCCUAUAUACUACUGCCAACAGCAACCGUCACAAGUGAGAAGGAAUCACUACCUCUCUCAAAACCACUACUAA
Molecule: messenger RNA, 2061 nt
Organism: Cryptosporidium ubiquitum
Lineage: Eukaryota; Apicomplexa; Conoidasida; Eucoccidiorida; Cryptosporidiidae
Product: serine threonine-protein kinase A
Exons: 1
Coding region: 1-2061 (686 amino acids)
Biological process (GO): mitotic spindle organization; regulation of cytokinesis; protein phosphorylation
Cellular component (GO): chromosome passenger complex; spindle midzone; spindle microtubule
Molecular function (GO): protein kinase activity; ATP binding
Source: RefSeq, a predicted model, not a curated record